AGUGCGUGUCACUUUGCCCCCAGAAACGGAUUGUUUGCACGAAAAUGGACAAACUAAAUGAAAAUGUACGCGAAAAGAAGCACAUUAAGCUGGGAGAGAUUGACUCGGGGCCCAUCCUGGUGGCCCUGCUGCUCGGCUUCAUUGCUGUGGCGAUAUUUGUCAUUCUGCGACGACGUUCGGCCGGCCGCAGGGACUUUCUCUUAACGGGGCUAUGUGAGUCCGGCAAGAGUGCCAUAUUUAUGCAGCUGUUGCAUGGCAAAUUGCCGGAGACCUUCACGUCCAUCAAGGAGAAUGUGGGCGACUAUCAGGCGGGUGGACACUCAUCCGUUCGCCUCGUGGACAUACCCGGACACUAUCGCGUGCGGGACAAAUGCUUCGAUCUGUACAAGCACAAGGCAAAGGGCAUUGUGUUUGUCGUGGACUCGGUGACAGUGCAAAAGGAUAUCCGGGAUGUGGCAGACACUCUGUACACCAUUCUGGCGGAUAGCGCCACCCAGCCCUGCUCUGUGCUGGUGCUAUGCAACAAACAGGACCAGACAACGGCCAAGAGUGCACAGGUCAUCAAGAGUCUCCUCGAAAAGGAGCUGCAUACCGUGCGGGACACACGCAGCCGCAAGCUACAGUCCGUGGGCGACGAUGAUGUCAAUAAGCCCGUGACCCUGGGCAAGCCCGGCAGGGAUUUCGAAUUUGCCCACAUCUCGCAGAAUAUUCAGUUUGUGGAAUCAUCCGCCAAGGAGAAGGAACUGAAUACCCUGACCGACUGGAUGGGUCGCCUUAUGUGAACACUCGAGAGAUUGAGAGAGUGGGGACUGAAACCACCUAACCUUUGAAUCCUAAAACAAACGAAUGCGGAACACACACACAGCAACAACACAAUGAUAUUUAUAUAGCUAUCCUUUUUUAUAUGCCCCCUCAAAUCGUAUGCCAUGCCUAUAUGUACGUACAUUUCCUUUAUUAGAGUGUAAAUCCCCCUACUGCUGCUCUGAAAAACUACUAUUCUAAGGCUUUAAAUUGGAAAAUUGUAUCCAAGUAAGAAGUAUAUGGCAAUAUGGAAAUUA
Molecule: messenger RNA, 1058 nt
Organism: Drosophila persimilis
Lineage: Eukaryota; Metazoa; Arthropoda; Insecta; Diptera; Drosophilidae
Gene: SrpRbeta
Product: signal recognition particle receptor subunit beta
Exons: 3
Coding region: 45-782 (245 amino acids)
Source: RefSeq, a predicted model, not a curated record